AUGACCGGCGGCCGCGGAAACCUCGUUGCGUCCGGCCUCACCCAGGGACUCGCCGACUACGAGAAUGACCGCGCGCUUCUCCCGCUCAUCGGUGGCCGCUCGGGCGUAGUCUCCCAGCUUGAAUUGAUGGAGGGACUGAUCCAUGGCCGCCUGCAACUCCCGUUGAAACUUAUAAGGUGCUUGGGGUUCAUGAGCGACACUGAUCAGGAAACAAACCUGACAACUCGAACAGUUAACCGAGGGGAUGAGCAGGAGCAUCAACAUUUGGAGGAGGAGGUUGGUGAGUCUCCUGACCCCAACGUUGGCUCUAACACUACUCAUGUCCCGAAUAAUCGUGUUGCUGCUCCCCCACCUAUGGUUGCUCCUGCUAAUGCUUUAGUUCAUGAGGCACAUGAGUUGGAAGACGAAGAAGCUGGGUCACAGCCACAACAACCUUAUGUUGGCAUGCGCUUCGACACAUUAGAGGAUACGAGGGAACACUACAAUCGCUAUGCUUUGAUGGAGGGCUUUUCAAUCAAGUCGAAUACGUCUUACAGGUCGGCCUACACAGGCGUGCUAGAAAAACAGCAAUUCUACUGUAACAAGUUCCGCAAACCAGUAGAGAGGGUUGGGAUCCCGAAUGUUGCCUCGUCAAGCAAAAACACUACAUGCCCGAGUUCACCUGAACAAGAUGUUGAAGAGGAUGUCGAGGAACACACUUUCAAGAAGAAGAGGAAGCGAGAAACUGUGAAGCAAACAAGAUGUCGUGCUAAGAUGGUGGUGAAGCUUAAAGAUGACAGAUGGGAGGUUAUCACUUUUAUUGCAGAUCACAACCAUCCACUGAUUGACAAGCCAUCGCUUUCGAAAUACCUCCGUUCUCACCAAGGCAUCCCGCCGGAAGAGAAAAAAAUUCUGACUCACCUAAACGACUGCAACUUGACAGCAGGAAAGAUGAUGAUGAUAAUGUCAUCAUACUACGGCUCGGAGUUGAUUGUUCCAUACACAGCUAAAACCAUCCAUAAACACUGUUCGAAGGUCAAUGCCCCAACUAAGGACAUUGACAUUGAAGAAACACUAAACUACUUUUGCAAGGUGAUGGAAAACGACCCAAGAUUCUUCUUUAAAUGCAAGACCGAUGCGGAAGGCAGGACAGAAAACUUGUUUUGGGUGGAUGGUGCGGCACAAAAAGCAUACACGGAGGCUUAUCAUGAUUGCAUAUCAUUUGAUGCAACUUAUCUUACGAACAUGUACAGUAUGCCGUUUGCCCCCUUCAUUGGCAUCAACAUACAUGGGCAGUCAAUUAUGCUUGGGUGUGGAUUUGUCCGGCAGGAACUAGCCUCAAGUUAUGACUGGUUGUUUGAUGCUUUCCUAGAAGCAAUGGAUGGUUUGGCUCCGGACAACAUCAUCACGGACCAAGAUGUUGCUAUGGCACAAUCUAUCAAGAGGAAGUUCCCGACAACGAUUCACCGUUGCUGCCGUUGGCAUAUAAUGAAGAAAGCACAAGAGAAGCUUGGACCUGUGUUGGCUAGGAACCUUGAUUUGGUAAAAGACUUCAAUGAAUGCAUUGACUUCAGUUUCACCCCGGCUGAAUUUGAAAGGAAAUGGGCUGCAGUUCAAUUGAAAUAUGAAGGUCUUAUGCAUGGUCACUUUGAGAAACUGUUCUUCCCUUUCCUUCAGUCAACGCAACGCAGCGAAGGGUUCAAUGCUGUGUUGAAGCGCUAUGUGAACCCACACAAGUCAAUUCUCAACUUCGUCAAGCAAUAUGAGAUGAUUCAGGUACACAUACUCGUGAGGGAGGGUGGGAAUGACUACCGGACAAAGCAUCUAGACGCACAAAGAUGGUCGCGUUUCCUCAUUGAGAGGCAUGCCUACAAAGCAUACACUAGGGACAUCUAUGUGAAAUUUAGAACUGAGUUUCAGAUGAUUGGCCAGUACGAUGUGCGUCCCGCUGGAAUCAACUUCUAUUACAUUGAGCCCAAUACAGAAGAAGUUCUAGGGUAUGGCUCAAGGAAGUACCUAGUCACAGUGAGACCAGAGCUAGCUAUCUAUGAUUGUGAAUGUUGCAAGUGGCAUAGGGAUGGCAUACUUUGUUGUCAUGUCUUGAAAAUCUUCACACACCUUGGCGUUAAUGACAUACCUGAACACUACAUCAAGCGCCGCUGGACGCAAGAUGUGGUGCCAAGUGCACCACCGCCAACUAACGAGGGCCCUCCACCGGACUUGCCCGCUGAGUCAGAGAACCAAGUUCGGCAAGUGACUCUGACAAUGGAUUUUGCAAAGCUAGCCAAGAAGGCAAUGACUAGUGAUGAGGCAGCCGCUGCAGUUAGGAGGCACAUGAAAGCAGCAGAUACUGAGGUUACUAAGCUGAAUAAACUGAGGAAGAAGAGGCUAAAGGCAGCUCGAGAAGCGGCUCGGGCUAGGGAAGCAUCAAACCCUAAUGCCCCAAGUGGUUCAAACCAACCUCCUGCCCCCUACCCCCUGCUCCUAUGGAUCCACCUCGUUCAGUCACAAAAGGGUGCAGCCGCAGCAGGCGCUUCAAAUCAGCCCUGGAGCUACACCCUAAGAAAAAGAACAAGUGCAACAUUUGUGAAUCAAUCGAUCACACUGCUGCGACAUGCCUAG
Molecule: messenger RNA, 2601 nt
Organism: Aegilops tauschii subsp. strangulata
Lineage: Eukaryota; Viridiplantae; Streptophyta; Magnoliopsida; Poales; Poaceae
Source: RefSeq, a predicted model, not a curated record